Molecule: messenger RNA, 227 nt
Organism: Emiliania huxleyi CCMP1516
Lineage: Eukaryota; Haptophyta; Isochrysidales; Noelaerhabdaceae
Exons: 1
Source: RefSeq, a predicted model, not a curated record
CGGCUCUGCUCCACCGCGGGGCCGGGCGUGAGGGGUCGGGUCCCAGGGAGUGAGAGACGGAGGAUUGACCAUGCAGCACGGCCGGUGUGUGUGAGGUGUGUGAGCGCGUUGACCCUACCGGGGGGAACCGCGGACCGCGCGGGGGGCGGCCAUGUGUGGGGGCGGCGCGCACACCACCGAGUUGGUAGUGCGGAAAGGUGGGGCAGACCGCGCAGGGCGAGACGGAC